Messenger RNA from Pteropus alecto (black flying fox), 2944 nucleotides. It is a transcript of the gene ADAMTSL2, whose product is annotated as ADAMTS like 2. Gene Ontology annotation, cellular component: extracellular matrix. The coding region runs from base 1 to 2820 and encodes 939 amino acids. The transcript is spliced from 18 exons. Gene Ontology annotation, biological process: extracellular matrix organization. The record is from RefSeq and is a predicted model, not a curated record. NCBI's taxonomy places the organism in Eukaryota, Metazoa, Chordata, Mammalia, Chiroptera, Pteropodidae.
AUGGACUGCAGACGGCAGCCUUCAUGCUGGGCCUGGUCCCUGCUGGCCACGGCUCUGGUGGCUGGGGGUGCGGCAUCCAUCGGGGCCACGGACAACAGCCCCACAUCCAACAGCCUGGAGGGCGGCGUGGACGCCACCGCCUACUGGUGGGGGGAGUGGACCAAGUGGACGGCGUGCUCCCGCAGCUGCGGGGCCGGGGUGACGUCCCAGGAGCGGCACUGUCUGCAGCAGAGGAGGACGGCUGUCACGGGCUCUGGGAACAGGACCUGCACGGGGACACCGAAGCGGUACCAGCUGUGCAGAGUGCAGGAGUGUCCGCCGGACGGGAGAAGCUUCCGCGAGGAGCAGUGCAUCUCCUUCAACUCGCAGGUGUACAACGGGCGGACACACCGCUGGAAGCCGCUGUACCCCGAUGACUACGUGCACAUCUCCAGCAAGCCCUGCGACCUGCACUGCACCACGGCGGACGGCCAGCGGCAGCUCAUGGUCCCCGCCCGCGACGGCACGUCCUGCAAGCUCAGUGACCUGCGAGGGGUUUGCGUGUCUGGAAAAUGUGAGCCCAUCGGCUGUGACGGUGUCCUGUUCUCCACCCACACGCUGGACAAGUGUGGCGUCUGCCAGGGCGACGGGAGCAGCUGCACCCACGUGACGGGCAACUACCGCAAAGGGAACACCCACCUGGGUUACUCUCUGGUGACCCACAUCCCAGCUGGCGCCCGGGACAUCCAGAUCGUGGAGCGUAAGAAGUCCGCCGACGUGCUGGAGCCCAGAGGUGGGGUCCCUGGGAUAGCAGAGCGAGACUCGGCAGACGAGAAGUUUGAGGCAGAGCAGGGGGCGGUGGGCGGCCAGUCCGAGGCCACGGCGGCCAGUCCGGGGCCGAGGCGGCCAGCAGCAGACGUGUGGAACCAGAACGGCAAGAGCCCCUCCAUCACCUUCGAGUACACGCUGCGGCAGCCCCCGGACGCCCACCGCAUCCGGCCCGUGUUCUACGGCUUCGCAGAGCCGGCCUCCCAGAGCGCAGAGAGCCAGGAGCUGGACGGGCCCGAGCUGGUGGGCUUCCUUCAGCACAAUGGCUCCCUCUACGGCCAGGCCUCCUCGGAGCGCCUGGGCCUGGACAACCGGCUGUUCGGCGCCCCGGGCCUGGGGACAGAGCUGAGUCUGAGCAAAGGACAAGAGACCAACGAGGUCUGCGAGCAGGCCGACGGCGGGGCCUGCGACGGACCCCCCAGGGGCAAGGGCUUCCGAGACAGCAACGCCACCCGGAUGGCUCUCACGGGGGACAAGGAUGACCCAGAGGCCGACGGCCGCCUCACCUCUCGGGAGCUGCUCUCAGCCAAUGCCAUCUCCGGCCAGCUCCUGGGUGCAGGCUCUGACUCCAGAGAGCUCGCCCUCAACGAGACGGUCAACAGCAUCUUUGCGCAGGGCGCCCCGAGGAGCUCCCUGGCCGAGAGCCUCUAUGUCGACUACGAGGAGAAUGAGGGGGCCUACCUGCUCAAUGGGUCCUACCUGGAGCUGAGCAGUGACAGAGUGACAAACACCUCCUCCGAGGCCCCGUUCCCCAACGCCAGCGCCAGCCUCCCCACCUCGUCUGGGAACAGGACGCACAAGGCCAGGACCAGACCGAAGACCCGCAAGCAAGGCGUGAGCCCAGCGGACAUGUACCGGUGGAAACUCUCGUCCCACGAGCCCUGCAGCGCCACGUGCACCACAGGGGUCAUGUCGACCUACGCCAUGUGUGUCCGUUAUGAUGGCAUCGAGGUGGACGACAGCUACUGUGACGCCCUGACCCGUCCUGAGCCGGUCCAGGAGUUCUGUGCUGGGAGGGAGUGCCAGCCCAGGUGGGAGACCAGCAGCUGGAGCGAGUGCUCUCGCACCUGUGGCGAGGGCUACCAGUUCCGCAUCGUGCGCUGCUGGAAGAUGCUGUCACCUGGCUUCGACAGCUCGGUGUACAGCGACCUGUGCGAGGCGGCCGAGGCCGUGCGGCCGGAGGAGCGCAAGACGUGCCGGAACCCGGCCUGCGGGCCGCAGUGGGAGAUGUCUGAGUGGUCGGAGUGCACCGCCAAAUGUGGGGAGCACAGCGUGGUGACUAGGGACAUCCGCUGCUCCGAGGACGAGAAGCUGUGUGACUCCAACACCAGGCCCAUAGGGGAGAAGGACUGCACAGGGCCCCCUUGCGACCGCCAGUGGACUGUCUCCGACUGGGGGCCGUGCAGCGGGAGCUGCGGCCAGGGCCGCAUGAUCAGACACGUGUACUGCAAGACCAGUGAUGGACGGGUGGUGCCGGAGUCCCAGUGCCAGAUGGAGACCAAGCCUUUGGCCAUCCACCCCUGCGGUGACAAGAACUGCCCUGCCCACUGGCUGGCCCAGGACUGGGAGCGGUGCAACACGACGUGCGGCCGGGGAGUGAAGAAGAGGCUGGUGCUGUGCAUGGAGCUGGCCGACGGGAGGCCGCAGACGCGCAGCGGCCCCGAGUGCGGGCUGGCCAAGAAGCCGCCGGAGGAGAGCACGUGCUUCGAGAGGCCCUGCUUCAAGUGGUACACCAGCCCGUGGUCAGAGUGCACCAAGACCUGCGGCGUGGGCGUGCGGGUGCGGGACGUCAAGUGCUACCAGGGCACCGACAUCGUCCGAGGCUGCGACCCCCUUCUGAAGCCCGUCGGCAGGCAGGCCUGCGACCUGCAGCCCUGUCCCACGGAGCCCCCAGAUGAUAGCUGCCAGGACCAGCCAGGCACCAACUGCGCCCUGGCCAUCAAGGUGAACCUCUGUGGCCACUGGUACUAUAGCAAGGCAUGCUGCCGCUCCUGCAGGCCCCCCCACUCCUAGGCCUGGCAGCCGCUGCCCUCAGGGACCUGAGCGCCCCGCCCCCGGGGCCACUGCAGCUUCCGGGGCCGCCCACGGACACCCCUCCUGCAGGGCGCCCCAGGCUGUGAAGACAUGACACUGAGCC